Molecule: messenger RNA, 2879 nt
Organism: Neurospora hispaniola
Lineage: Eukaryota; Fungi; Ascomycota; Sordariomycetes; Sordariales; Sordariaceae
Product: heterokaryon incompatibility protein-domain-containing protein
Exons: 2
Coding region: 375-2420 (681 amino acids)
Source: RefSeq, a predicted model, not a curated record
CCUUCUCGGGCAUUUUCUCGUAGCGAUACAACUCAACAAAACCUUUGGCCCAAAUCCUGUUAGCUUGUAUCUCAUCCUUCGUCGAAUACGACUGUAACCGAGUUCGAUGACUUGGCAGCACUUGCAGCGCCACGACUUUUAUCACCAGUCAGCAGCGACCUAGCUUUGACAUCAGAGGCUACAAUGGCAUCGGAUUCCUUGAUUGGGCGCGAGGCAUGUUGAGGUGGAGAGUCAGCUGAAGCCUGAAGCACAGUAGGUGGAGAGAGCAUCUUGAGUAGUUGAGAGUCGGUCAGUCAUCCUUACGAUGUCUUCUCCAUCCCCAGACCCUUCAUCUCUAUCUUUUUGUCUUCGAUUGUCCCUAUUAGACUUGCAAAAUGUAUCAUUUACGUUACGAUAUACAGAUGUUACGGGAACGCCUCAAGGAUGCCGCUGCACCAGGCAUAUUUACUCUGACGAAGUACUGCCUGAGGUGCAAGAACUUAUGGCUCCCCCAUGGUAAGGAGGCCAGCUGUGACGGAAUUGGCUUCUCAGCCAGCUUAGGGUGCCGUUAUUGCAUCUUUCUGCACAACGCUCUGAAGCACUUCGACUGGAUGGAAGGCUUGCACUGUCAUUUCAAGCUCAGCAGGCGUAAAGGGCGCUAUUAUUUGACGUCCUGGGAUUUCCGUGUUCAGCUUGAGCUGUACACACCAACUGGGCAUCCGCCAGCUUGGCACGGUAUUGCUCAAGACGCCAAUCCCCUUGACGCCGUUCUGAGCGGCUCGCCUCGGACAUCUGAAGCCUACGAGUUUAUUCGUUCCUGUCUACGAGACUGCGACGCCAACCACCCGGAAUGCAAGAUAGCAGGUCAAGGACUACCCACUCGGCUGUUAGACAUACAGGAUGAAGGCGCUCAGCAAGUGAAACUGGUCGAGACGGAGUCGCUUCCUGUGGGGCACAACACGACCUACAUAGCCCUUAGCUACUGCUGGGGUGGACGGCAGAGUUUGACGCUGAAGUCUGAGAACCUGGAGGUCAUGAAGUUGGGUCUUAUGGUCUCCAGUCUGCCGCAGACGUUACAAGAUGCCAUCGCCGUCACCCGAGCGCUAGGCCAACAGUACCUAUGGGUAGACGCUUUGUGCAUUAUCCAAAAUUCUCCAAGCGAUUGGGAAGUGGAAUCGUCAAAGAUGGCCUCGGUAUACCGUGAUGCCUAUCUAACUAUUGCUGCUGCUACUGCCUCCGACGUUACUCAGGGGUUUUUAUCCCGCAAUUACCGGGAAACAAAUUUUUGGUACAAGGAGCCAUACCAAGAGGAAUGGAUCAAUCAGGAAGCUUGCUCGACCAUUUUAGGCGCCCGACGGAUACACGAAGGUUUUGGGCAUGCCGAUGAACAUCGGGUUCCUGUGCUGCCCUGGAAACGUCGCGGGUGGACGUUGCAGGAACAGUUUCUCUCGACAAGAUUGCUCAAAUAUCACGCUUACGAGCUUCGCUGGGUUUGCCAAAAUAAAUCGGCGUGCCAAUGUCGUUCCGACUUGAGUUGCACGUUACUGGCUAAAGACCCGAUGGACUCGCCCACGUACAGAUUAGAAUCUGCCCAGCUGGCACAUAAGCAUUGGCACCGUAUUGUUAAUGACUAUACUGCCCGCGAGCUUACCGAUGCCCGUGACAAGCUACCCGCAAUUUCUGGUCUCGCGCAAGUCUUUCAGCAAGUCAUACAGUCUCCAUAUAUCGCAGGCAUUUGGGAAGACCGACUGUCUUUGGGGCUCUUAUGGGGGGUUUUUGACGCAAGAUAUGCUCCCGAGCUUUACAUAGCGCCUACUUUCUCUUGGGCGUCCAUAUCCUCGCCGGUUGGAACGAUGUUUGAGCCUGGGGACUUAGACGUACGUGAUAGAUGGGUCUCUCACAUUGUGGUCGAAGAUACUUGCUCCAUUGCCGAUGGCAAAGAUCCACUGGGUCGGGUGAAAGAUGGCUGGAUCAAACUCCGCGGUUAUCUUUUCAGAGCGACUUUAGUCGACGACCCGAGUCAACCUAUCACCCACAGGUACACAGUCUUGACCAAAUAUCUUGGAAGAAAAAUUUUAGUUCAUGACACCUGGCUAGAAGAAUUUCAAGCCACAAACGAACAUGGCAACUUGGAGAGAUCUGUUCGUCGAAAGCGCCAACCCUCGGUCAUACCUCCACAAGACAAUGAGCCCUCCCCAUCCAAGAUCAAGGACGGCGCUGUUGUAUAUUUGCUCUUGAUUGGAUGUCUGAUUUCCCCUCGACGUUCAGAGGCAGGUUUUAACUUCCUGGGAUUAGGUUUGUCAAGCGAUAAACCCGGGAUGUAUGAGAGACUGGGCCUUGUCAAAUAUCACCUUGAUACCGGAUCCCGGAGGAAGAUGGAAAAAUUCAAGUCAGGUCUCAUCGCUGCAGCAGACGACCACAAGGUUAUUACCAUUGUUUGACAUUGGGGAUAUCAACGAUGUUUUCCACUGGGUUACACAUGUACGUAGAUGAUUUUGUCAGGUUCUGGAUUGGGGUUUCUGUUGGCUUGGAAACCGAAAGACAUGUUGCGCGUUCCUUCUUCCCUCAUAAUGUCUGCUGUCAUGAUUUGUUCACGUCUUAUACUGUCGUAUGAGUUAUACUUCUACAUUAUUUUUGAUUAUGAAGAUAUACCAUUCAUUCUCACAGAAGGGGACUGCAAGUACACACUACCCGAGGGAGCUAAGGAUGAGCAGCGAAGACACCUUGACCACACCUCGAAGUGCUGGGAGACAAAGGCAACAUAGCACGCCUCACAUUGACAUCCACUUCCAAAAUGACCGAGACGGCCUACGAUAAGGUAGCCGAGUGAGCAAUCGUGAAGGUCACUAGGUAGAAUUUCACAGCAAUCGCCCAGCGGAAUUAGUCAUACAUUGACAGAG